This is a messenger RNA of Rotaria sp. Silwood1, 477 nucleotides long. The record is from the annotation of a GenBank genome assembly. NCBI's taxonomy places the organism in Eukaryota, Metazoa, Rotifera, Eurotatoria, Philodinida, Philodinidae.
AUGGGAAUCUUGAAAGGUAAAGAUACGGCUUUAGAACAUAUUGAAAAGUCGAAAUUGGCUUUUCUGGCAACGUUAUGUGAAGUGAAUAAGGGACCAGCAGAGAAUGCAAUGCCCCCCAAAGAUCAUUUCAUUCUCAAGUUUAAUCGAGAUUCCAUUCGGAAUUUGAAAGGACGUGUCUACGAAACUAUGAAACAAUAUGCUUAUGAACAACUAGGUUCGUUAUUUCUUUAUCGUUCGAAUAUGAUCUCAUUUGAAAUUCUAUUGACAGGUGAAAGUAUUCCGGCAUUUUUCAAUGCCAAGGAAACUGAAAGUGGUCUCAUCAAUCCGACCAAACCACCAGUACCAAUUGUCGGUCGUCAAUAUGUCGCUUGCAUUUAUGAGGAUCUCAAACGAAUCAAUUGUUUGAUUGAAAUUGGUUGGAAUGAAGUCGACGAAUUAGUUAAAAUUGCCAACUCUCGACGCAAAUCCGUCGUCUAA